CAUUCACUUAAAAGGAUAAAUCUCAACUCUACCUCUAACACAGCCAUUGCACUAUGAAUGGCCUGAUAUCCAUCAAGUUAUUUUAACAUACAUGAUAGCGAAUACAGCGCGAAUAAGGGACUGUUCACAGAUAUUUUGAUAUUUUACGAAGCUCUUGGCAAACGAAACCUGCCACAAGGCGCCAGUGCGAGUAGAUAGAGGUGAGAGAGAGACUCGUGGAGUGACUGAUGGAUAGAAACUACAAACACACAACCUUCAGGCAUAUGUUCUUUUCUUCUAAGUGUUAUGGUGGUGAUGAAGUGAAUCCCGUGGAGAACACGCAGAAAGAAUUUUUGUUCAGCAUUUCCGAGGUUUUAGAGGAAAGGAACACCCAUACACGUCCAUACAGAGGGGGAAGAAACAGGGAUGGAUUUGAAGGAGAGGAAGCAAAUCAAGGUGAAUGCUUACUAACUCUCAUGCCUCUGGUACGCACGUGAGAGAAAGAGUACAUGGCAACUGAGACUGUAUAUAGAAAAUUAUGACGUCAUAGGCCGGGCCAUAUAUCGUUGCUUAUAGGCCCGGGCAAGCUAGACUUCGGAAAUCUCACUGAACUGAACUGAGUGCAGGAUACGAGCAACAGGACAAUGAGCCAGGAUUACCCCAGCACAGUUUCCGGUCCACGGCAGACUGCGCAAAGAGCCCAAGAGCAAUCAGACGGUAGUUGUACGGGUAAAAAGGCGGCGCAGGUGACAGUAAUGAUGAUAAUGAUUGCUGUUUUUUUUGUCAUAAUGAUCGUGGCAUCCCCGCGUGGAGUGUCAGAAGGAGCUCUGGAUAUGUUAAUAGCUGUAGCUGUAAAUGCCGUCUUUGUCCUCGUCUGUUACAAAAUAUGCAAAUGUACAGGUGGAAUUCAAGAAUCACAGGAAGAGAACCAACAGAACGCCGGUGAAAUACCAGCCGGGCGUCCAGCGUCUCCACCCCAGGCCCCGAACAGGGCUCCAGAGUCCCGUCCAGCCACUCACACCUACACACUUUUAAAUUCCUUGACAGUUGGAGGCAACAACUCGUACCCUGGCAGGAAAGACUUCUAUCCCUCAGGCUCUCCGAGGCAGACGCCACCUACAGGAGCCUCCUCUUCGGCCUCCUACAACCCUUAUAACCCUUACCCAACGGCAAUUGAUUCCCUCCCAAGGGCCCCUGAGGAAGAGCCACCGCCUUCAUACGAACAGAUACAUCCCUCAGGACACAUUCCUGCCGGAGGUCCGACAGCAGGGACGCCAAUUGCUAGCGCCCCCGAACUGGAUCCUCCACCUCCCUACGCUCCUCCUCCUUAUGAAAAAUGAAGCCAUCGUGAUUUUUUAUUUUUUUUUAUGGAGCUGAAUAAAACCGUCCCCAAUCUGCGCCAUGGUGUGCAUCAGAGGCAGGGAAAGAGCCAUGUCCUAGUACGCUGGCUCAGUGCGGACUGGUAGGGGUCCGUGUAGUCCCCUUCUACAAGACGCGGUGACGCACGUUAGAAGAAUUCUCUUUACGUCCUCCUAACCGCAGGGAAAUUCCUCUCUUAGUUACCACUUUUAUUUCUCUCCUUUCCCUUUAAACCAUUCAAUUUCCCUCCUAUUCCUCUUCUCUCUUAGUUACCACUCUUAUUUCUCUCCUUUCCCUUUAAACCCAUUCAA
Molecule: messenger RNA, 1649 nt
Organism: Penaeus vannamei (Pacific white shrimp)
Lineage: Eukaryota; Metazoa; Arthropoda; Malacostraca; Decapoda; Penaeidae
Source: RefSeq, a predicted model, not a curated record